AUGUCGUCCGUCAAACCAUCUAUAUCGGUGCUUCAGGCGAAGUUUGAACCAAAUCAGAACGGGUCAAACACAAUACAUGGAUACAAGGGUUCAAAUGGCAGAAGAGGAUUAGAUGGUGUGUUGAGUCCCACAUCACCAAAUAAAGUCAAUCAACUUCCAAAGCUAGCCAAGGGUAAACCAUUGCAACAAACACACAAUGAUAUUCUUUUGACACCUCCUCGACUCAAUGGUCAAUGGAGAAAUACAAAUACACCCAUACACCACUCACCACUCGCUCAACCUUCGCCUGAAACAUCAACACUAAGAAGAUCUUCACCCUCAAAAUCACAAGCAAUGACAAAAAUAAGCUUAAACGCAAAUUCGGAUACGGGUGCGAAUAUAAGUGCAAAUACGGGUGCAAAUGUAGAUGCAAAGGCAAAUGCAAAACCAGAACAAAAACAAAAACAAAAACAAGAACAAGAACAAACACAACUGAGUAUGUGUAUGAAAAUUCAGAAAUUGCAGCAGGAAAGAAUACUCUUGCACGAGCAGUACAUUGUCAAACAGGCAAAGAUCAAGGAAUUGGAACAGGAAUUGGGAUUACUGAAACACCAACUCUUAGAGCUCGAGGCCAAGAUAGAAUCAGUCAACCGGGAAGAGAUUAUACUUCUGAACACUCAAAACCACGAAAUAAGCCAAUACAGUUUAAAGAGUCCCACCAAGCUUGACGUAUACAAGCAAGCAGCAAAAAAGACAGAAAACGACCUCCUGCGGCUUAAGCUAGCCAACGAUUUUGAUCAAAACAAAGUUGAUGGUGAUAUUGACAACAAGGUUGAGCUUAAACCUCCACAACCAAUGUUCAGUCCAUUGAAAAAACAGGCAUCGUUUAUCCUAGAAGAGUGUGCAAAUGUCACCAGGAAAGCAUCAACCAUUUUUGAAAAAAAGAGCGAUGAUUCUCCAUUUUUGAGUCUGUUUGUGAAACAGUCCAAUGUCAAAAUGGACUCGCUUACAAGACAAACAAGCCAAUUCUUUAAUGAGAUUUUCAAGGACUCAAGAGAAAAAACAUCAAAAGAAAAUGAAGUUAUAUUUGACAUCGAGGACUUGAACAAGUCAAUUACAUAUGACGACGAGGUGGACAUUGACGACUACGACUCUUCGUUUGAAUGA
This is a messenger RNA of Lodderomyces elongisporus, 1146 nucleotides long. RefSeq lists its product as uncharacterized. The transcript has a single exon. The record is from RefSeq and is a predicted model, not a curated record. Lineage: Eukaryota; Fungi; Ascomycota; Pichiomycetes; Serinales; Debaryomycetaceae. The coding region runs from base 1 to 1146 and encodes 381 amino acids.